Molecule: messenger RNA, 447 nt
Organism: Didymodactylos carnosus
Lineage: Eukaryota; Metazoa; Rotifera; Eurotatoria; Philodinida; Philodinidae
Source: the annotation of a GenBank genome assembly
AUGGCUUUGCAUAAUACUGAAUCAUCUGUUGAGAAUAAAACAGUAAACCAUUUAAGCUGGAGUCGAUUUCGUCGCCAACCUUCGUCUGAUGGUAUCGAAACAGCGAGUGCCAUUUUGUCUGUUCUUCCACUUGAUAAAGUUGGUGCUAUUGUUGGUCAAGUAAUGUCAACCGGUCUAAAAAAUAUGUUUAGCCCCGAUGCUGGUGGUCGCAUUUUAGAUAUGUUACAAGAACAAGGACCAGGUCUAUUGACAGGCCUAUUUUCAAAUUUAUAUGGACUAUCGAAAACACCAAGCAAACAAGCUAAUUAUCAACAAGUAAUUGAUGUUCCUUCAAGUUCAAACCCAACAGCAGCAUUGCCUAAAUUAAGAAACAGUAGUGUUCCCUUAAAUGAUGCCUCCAAAUCACAAAUGAAUUCUCUAUUAUUCAGUUCGUUAUUUAAGAAAUAA